Verticillium alfalfae VaMs.102 is the source of this 1785-nucleotide messenger RNA. RefSeq lists its product as hypothetical. Lineage: Eukaryota; Fungi; Ascomycota; Sordariomycetes; Glomerellales; Plectosphaerellaceae. The transcript is spliced from 3 exons. Bases 1 to 1785 code for a protein of 594 amino acids. The record is from RefSeq and is a predicted model, not a curated record. Gene Ontology annotation, molecular function: peptidase activity. Gene Ontology annotation, biological process: proteolysis.
AUGAAGACUACCGCCUUCGCACGCCGCUCGGCGCUCCCGGCCGUCUUGGCCCUGGCGCUGCGGGCUUCUGCCGUGCCCUGCACGCCCCCUGGCGACCCCUUCGCCGUCAUUGAUCCCCAGAAUUGGGUCAACCCCGAUGACAUGGUCUGGGAGGACUUUACACCGCCGCCGGGCACAAAUUGGUCGGAUCCGAGCCAGAAGGGCUCCAUCCGUAACUUCAACAUUGCCCUCGUCCCUGUCGACUACCGAGACCUGCCCUUCAUCAUCACGCAGCCAGAGCGGUCCACCAUUUUCGGUAACCCACAACCCGCCGCCGCCAGCUUUGCACGCAAGGAUGUCCCUGCGUUUUACCGCGACCUCCUCAACAAGCCCACCGAUUUGAACAACCGUCACACCCUUCAUGAAUACUGGAUGGAGGACUCGGGCGGUCGGUUUGGUGUGGAUCUGACCGUCUUUGGAGCGAGAGUGUCCUGCUGGCCCUCCUUGCAACCUCAAUAUUCGCACCGACGCGCUGAACGCCUGCGCAACGAUGUUGGUAACGAGACGGUCGACAGCUACGACCUCGUCUUUAUCCUAUCGGCCGGCCAGGAUGAGUCCUCGACGUGGCAGGAAUUUGGUCCCAUGCGCUGGGAGUCACCCGAAGAUGUUCCUCCCGAGUUCGGACCUCCUGUUGACAACGCAACAUCCAACGCCGCCCGCACCCGCUACGUGCCCUGGACCUCCUGGGCGGCAGCAGCUACUCUCUGGCCCAACGCCGGUGCCGGCUCAUCGACGCAGGGCGAGUCCUCCGGCAUGGGCGUCUAUGCCCACGAGCUCUCCCACCUUCUGAUUAUUGCCGACAACUACAAUAACCCUUAUUCUGACCCGCCGCAGCGCGCUUACACAGGACCCUGGUCCAUGAUGUCGCGCGGCUCCUUCAACGGGCCCGGUGGUCCGCACACACGCUGGCAGGUGCCCGCCCUGCAGGGCGCGGCCCUCGGCUCACUGCACACGGUUCGUGACAAGCUCCAACUCGGCCUCACCGAUGAGAACGAGGUGCGCAUCUUGUCGCGUGCCGACCUCAUUGCAUCCGGCGCUUCUCGUCGCGACAUAACGCCCGCUCGUCAACCUGCCGCGAAGCUCAUCGGUCUGCGCAUCUCCUCGGUGCGGACGGCGGCGAUCGCAACGCCUGCCUGCAACGCGACAGCAAACGCCGUUCUGCGACGGCGGGGCCAUACGAUCACCUACGAAGUCGAGGUCGUCGACCGCAUGGGCGCCCGACUCGUUCCAAGUCGGACGCGGGCGUCAUGUUCUCCAAAGACAAGACGCGCGACCGCCUGCCGUUCCAAUGGACCAUUGACGCCAACCCGCAGGACCAUUCGGCUUCGUCGACUUUGUUCGCCCCGACGGCACGCCGCACGAGGCGGGCGUGCUGUCGUAUACGGGGGCGUCCGGGCGACGGCGGCCGCCGAUUCGGGGCGCCGCGGCGUCGAGGUCGGCAGGGGGCUCGUGACGGACCUCCGGCACAACAAGCCGACGGAGAAGGGCGUCACGUGCUCGUUUGAGGUGACGAACACGGGCGAGGGCGCUGAUCUUUUCCGUCUCGAGGCGCAGGUCGAGGGUCGGGGCUGGCGGGUGGCCGUGCCGAACGAGCUGCUCGUCGUGGAGGAGGGCAAGGUGGGCAUUGCCAAGAUGGCCGUUGGCGCCGUCGCUGACGCGGCGGGCGAGGGCGUCGUGACGCUGAAGGUGACAUCGGAGAGGGGCGAUGCCGAGGCUGCGGGCGAGUGUCGGGUGACGAGGGCAUGA